AUGAUAAAACUAAGUCUAACAAGAUUACGUAUUUGUCACGACUUUGAGAUACUCGCCAACUUUUCAGGAAACCAAAGACCGAUCUGGUCUUUGUUAAUUCUUUUUCAUAUUUUUAACAUUUUUUUCGAGCCUGUAAUUGUUCAUUCUUCCUCUCUACCUCCUCUUGUACGUCUAGAGUAUGAUGAGGUGAAAAUCCGUAAUCAUACUACGUCAAAACACGUUAUGUUUUUAUCGAUGGUUGGAGGGAGAAGUCACGUUAAACCCAUUUUGGAAAUAGGGCAAAUAUUAUUUACAAUAGUUUCUCCAAAUGCAAAUAAAAUAAUCGAUCGUGAGUACCCCGAGAUCGAGCUCAUCACAAUCGAGCCAAUAUGGAAAGAAGUCACAAAAAUCGCACAAGAUCUAUUUCUCAAUGAAUACGUUAAUUUUCGACACUUGCGCAAAAUCUAUCGAAAGACUGAAGGCCACUAUCCGUAUGCUUUUCCUAUAUUACUAAAUGCAGCAGUCGAAAGACGAGCAGAUGUAUUGAUAUGUGAAAUGGAAUGGAUGGCGGAAGUUUGUGCGGAUGUUGCUUGGGUUUUGGGAUUGCCCAUUGUAUUGGAGCACUAUGAAUUGGGUGCAGCUGUGAGCGCACCUUACAAAUCAGAUCCUAUCUAUAAAACAGACUAUAUUUCGGGAUGUCAUGUAUCGCUCGAGAAUUUAUCGUUUUGGGAUCGUUUCAAAUGUGCUGUUAUUCUACAUCCGAUAUUGAAGUUACUUCAGUAUGAAUCAAUGUUUUAUUUUAACUCGCAUCGCUCUGCUCAUGGGAUCGAAUGGGUCUGGAGUCCUAUGGAGCGAAUUAAGGAUUCCCUUUACUUAGCUAAUUCUUUUUUUGGAUUUGAGAUUCCAGAAAAAUUAUCUCCACUCGUUCAGGAAAUUGGACCAAUUUAUUACGAAUAUUAUGAACCACUAACCAAGGAACCAAAGGAAUUUCUAGAUUCGCAUCCAAAAACGCUGUACAUUGCAUUCGGUGGCCGCUUCUGGACAAUUACAGAAAACUAUAAAAAAAUUAUGCAAACUAUCCUCGAAGCAAUAAACACAAAACUUCUUGACGGUGCAAUUUGGUCAAUUCCUGCAUCACAUUUGAAGGGCAUUCCUGGAAACAUUACACUCAACGACGGAACAGUUAUCGACACUGCUCAGAUAGUCGCGAGCAAACAUCCUCAUAUUCUUCUGCAAAAUUGGGCGCCGCAAUUCGCGAUUCUCAACCACACGAACGUAAAAUUAUAUCUCACACAUGGUGGCAUCCAAAGUGUUCAAGAAUCUCUCUACCAUGCUGUUCCGAUGCUUGUGCUACCUCUGUACAUUGAUCAAUGGGGAAACGCCGAGAAACUCAUGCUACAAGGAUGUGCUCUAGCAGUAUCGAAACUUUCUUUAUCUGUCAAUGACAUGCUUUCUAAAAUGCGAAUGUUAAUGACAGACGACAAAAUUAAAUUGAAUCUUUUAAGAAUGCAGACUUUGGCGAGGAUGAAUGGGAAUCGCAAGUAUCGUGCCGCCGAUUUGAUAGAAUACGUGAUGGAUCAUGCAAAAUUGGAUCCAAAUUCUGGUAGUAGGAUACCAACUGUCCAAGAAUGGGUUACGCCGGAUCGAAGAAUGGGAUGGAUUAGAGGAAAUAAUGUGGAUAUUUGGUCGUAA
Messenger RNA from Ambispora gerdemannii, 1671 nucleotides. The record is from the annotation of a GenBank genome assembly. NCBI's taxonomy places the organism in Eukaryota, Fungi, Glomeromycota, Glomeromycetes, Archaeosporales, Ambisporaceae.